Molecule: messenger RNA, 2526 nt
Organism: Dromiciops gliroides (monito del monte)
Lineage: Eukaryota; Metazoa; Chordata; Mammalia; Microbiotheria; Microbiotheriidae
Gene: MTHFSD
Product: methenyltetrahydrofolate synthetase domain containing
Exons: 8
Coding region: 267-1361 (364 amino acids)
Cellular component (GO): cytoplasm
Molecular function (GO): RNA binding
Source: RefSeq, a predicted model, not a curated record
AAGGGGCCCGGGACCGCAGCGUGGGUUUGAAGGCCGGGCCUGAGCUGCGCUCGCUUCCCUGAGCCACCGUCCCUCCCCGGAAGGACGAGGGGGGAAGCAUCCUCGACCUAAUAAUGAUCAAUAGUUAGAGCACGUACAUAGCGCUUUAAGGUUUUCAAAGCGCUUUCCAGAUAUCUCUGACCCUCUCAGCGACCGUACGAAGGAGGCGCUCUAUUUUACAGAUAGGUGUCUCCAAACAGGAAAUUCGUGAAAAGAUUUGGGAUUAUAUGGAAGCACAAAAUAUAGCUGACUUUCCAAGGCCUGUCCAUCAUAGGAUUCCUAAUUUCAAGGGGUCUUAUGAGGCCUGCCAAAAAAUCAGAGAGCUUGAAGCCUACUCCAGGAUGCAAGAAGUUAAAGUAGAUCCCGAUAAGCCUUUGGAAGGAGUUCGACUAAUGGUACUACAGGGCAGAAAGACUUUGUUGGUUCCUACACCACGAUUGAGAACGGGAUUAUUUAAUAAGAUUGUCCCACCCCCAGGAGCAACAAAAGAAAUCUUGAGAAAAUGUGCCACUUCUCAGGGCAUAAAAAACUAUAGUGUACCCAUAGGUUUGGAUUCCAGAGUCCAAGUGGAUUUGGUUGUGGUGGGAUCAGUGGCUGUCUCUGAAAAAGGAUGGAGAGUUGGGAAAGGGGAAGGUUAUGCUGACAUGGAAUAUGCAAUGAUGGUGUCCAUGGGAGCAGUCAGGGAGGAGACCCCAGUCAUAACCAUCGUGCAUGACUGCCAGGUGGUCGAUAUACCUGAAGAGCUGCUCGGUGAUCAUGAUCUAACUGUGGAUUACAUCCUCACUCCAACCAGAUUAAUCGUGACCGGCUGCACAAGGCCAAAGCCACAAGGCAUCCUGUGGUUCAUGAUCAGUGACGAGAUGAUGGAAAGAAUCCCAAUCUUAAAGAAUCUUCAUUUCCGAGAGAAGCAAGCAGGGAAAGAUGUCACCUUACAGAACGAACACUUGGCACAUGUGAAAACCAGCCACCAGCAAGCACCCCUCCAGAAAACUGGCCAUAUAGCCUCUCACAUGCCUUCAGACUCAACCCAUUCUGCCCAUUGGGACGAUGAGCACCGAACUUCAAAAACAGAAUCCUCUGGGGUCACCACCGUUUAUGUGGGGAACAUUCCUCUGGAUGCUAGAGUGAGCGAUAUGAAGAGGACUCUGAGAGAACAUGGUGCGGUGCCUUUGAGGCUGAAUUGGCAGGGAUCACAGGGCAGGGCUUUCCUUGAUUACAAGGACCAGGCUACUGCCAAGGGUGUCGUCUCUUCUUUAAAAGGCUUAACCUUUGGUGGGAAGACAUUAUGGGUUAAUUUAGCCAAGAAGCAAAAGAACAAGUGAAAGAAACCUUUGAGAGCAGGGGAUGAGAGCCCUUUCUCGUUGUUUUAUAAAGGUCCUUGCUGUAUUUAAAUAAUUUUCCUCACCUGAUGGUCAGUGACAUUGGAGGGACUCUGUGUGUGUGUGUGUGUGUGUGUGUGUGUGUGUGUGUGUGUGUGAAUCCCAAAGUCGGAGUACUCUGUGACUCACUUUGUGUUCUUGGAGAGAUCACAUUACUUCAGACCUAAGCUUCUUAAUCGAUAAACUUGAGAAGGAUGUCCCAGGGAUUUAUAGGACUUUAAUGAAAGCCUACCAUUUUUCUGAUGACUGAAAAAUAAAGUAUAAAGAUUGGAAUUUGUCCAUUGAAGAGAAGAAAAUUCACCUUAAAUCUGUAUGUUAAAAGAGUUUUAGGGGUUGAGGGGGAUAGGGAAGAGGAAAUAAAUGAUGUUAAAUAGCAGACUUUGCAAGUUGUCUUAUAAAGGGAACAAAGGGAAACAGCGACCCCAGGGCAAUCCUAGAAAGAAAACAGUGAAUUGGGAGGAUGAAUAGAUUCAGCAUCAGCAAAGCUAACUUGGGGCUUUGCUCAGACGACACUGCUGGCAUUUGCAACAGAACUGGCCGAGUCUGCCCAAUUCUUUACCUGUAUCACCUUUAUAGCCCACAGUCCUCCUCGGUGGGCCCGGUGCCAUCCAGAGGCUAAGCUUAUGUGUGUAGUUAAAGCAGGAAAGUUGAGCCUUUAUAGGGAUAUACUGACUUUGAAUAAUGGAUUUGGAAAAAAUAACAACAACAACAAAACCCUUCACAUACACAAGCUUGCUUAAUACCUCAUCAUAUUUUCUCUCCAGUUCCCUGUUCCUGAAAAACAAGCUGGAUUUUGGCUGAACUGUACUUUCUAAACAGAAGCACUUUUGCAAUUGAUCCUGGGCAGAAAGUCAAAAUAAGCAUCCAAAGGGACAUUUUAUUAUUAUUUUUUAAAUGUAUAUGAGUUGGAAAUGUUUUUUCAGCCAGAGGGUAUUGCUAAGUGUAUUUUAAGUAGAUUAUUAUGCCUCCAGAGGGUCAGGUCUUUAAUACAGCAUUGAAAAAACAUUCUCAAACCUAUCAAGUUUUCCCUAAGGGGGGAAAAAACUUCUUAAGAAAUAUUUUGUCCCUAUUUUUAUAAUAAAAAUAAAGAAGAUACUUUGGAGAGAAA